AUGUUUCAACCGGCAGCGAUUACCGCCGAAGACUCCCAAGCAUCCGAUAACGAAGGCGGCGAGCGUCCCGUGCGCAACAAACUCAAGGAAACGUCUAUCACGUCCGUCCCUGUCCCCGAAUCCUCCUCGACCGAACAACCACAGCCGCAAGCAGGCGGUACCCUCAGCCGAGAUAGCAGUCGAGGCCGCAAGCGAUCGUUCGACGACGACGAGUCGGGAAAAAGCGACGGCGAGAACGGCGACGACGACGAGAUGGACGACGCUGGUCAUAGACGGAAGAGGUCGCGGGACUCGAGCUACGAGGAAGCGAACGCGAACGCGGCGUUGUCGAAAACUGAAGAUGGUCAACAGCUGGGAGAGUUGAAGGAUGCGGAGGCCCUCUCGCGCAAGAUCUUGAGUCCUAAGAAGAAGAGGAGUAGGGAUCAGUUGGAUAAGGAUGAGACGAAGAUUGAAGACAGCGCUAAGGAGUCGGAGAGUAAGACUGCUGUUGCUGCUGCGGAGAACGGUGCACCGACGGAGACAUCUGCGACUGAAGGUGAGCCGGAGAAGAAGAGACAUCGUGAUGCUUCGCAGGAAAGAGAGAAGGUAGGUCGUUCAUUCGUACCGGGAUGGGAACCGCUUUAUUUCGGUAUUGACUCCGCUCUUGCUAGGCCCCCGUCACAAGCGCAUUCGCCAACACCUCCACCGUCUCUCCCUUCGGGUCGCUGGGUGCUUCAUCAGCAAAGAAGGAAGAAGAACCGAAGCCCGCAGCCACCACAUCCUCGUCUGCCUUUGCCUCGUCAACCCUGGCCGCCUUCUCCGGCUCAGAGCAAUCUCCUUUCGGCUCGCUAG
Aspergillus melleus is the source of this 831-nucleotide messenger RNA. Its product is annotated as ATP-dependent 3'-5' DNA helicase. The transcript has a single exon. Bases 1 to 831 code for a protein of 276 amino acids. Lineage: Eukaryota; Fungi; Ascomycota; Eurotiomycetes; Eurotiales; Aspergillaceae. The record is from RefSeq and is a predicted model, not a curated record.